Messenger RNA from Staurois parvus, 303 nucleotides. NCBI's taxonomy places the organism in Eukaryota, Metazoa, Chordata, Amphibia, Anura, Ranidae. The record is from the annotation of a GenBank genome assembly.
GAUCAGUGCCCAGCAGUGCCACCCAGCAGUGUCCAUCAGUGCCUCCCACCAGUGCCCAUCAGUACCUCCCACCAGUGCCACCCAGCAGUUGCGCCCAUCAGUGUCCAUCAGUGCUGUCCAUCAAUGCCCAUCAGUGCCACCUAUCAGUGCCCAUCAAUGUCGCCUAAUAGUGCCGCCUAUCAUGCAGCAUCAUCAGUGCCUCCUCAUCACUGCCCACCAGUGCCGCCUCAUCAGUGCAGCCUAUUAGUGCCCAUCAGUGCUGCCUAUCCAUGCCACCUCAUCAGUGCCCAUCAGUGCUGUCUA